AUGGUGGAUUUUCAUUUUGAUGAAAUCAUCGAGGUGCUCAAGUUCGAUGCCCAAGCGGUGUACGAUAAAGUUUCUCGAGUAAUUGCUAAGGGUGAAGAUGGUGAUUGUUAUCUGGAAUUAGAUGUGCAUACUGAGCUGUAUCCUAUGCUUCCUGGGGAGAAAUACAGGAUGUUGAUUUCUUCCACUCUAAACCCCGAUGGAUCGGCUGUGGCCGCCUACUUUCCUGAGGGAAAACAAAAAUCGCUUGCAGACAAGUUCGAGUAUGUUAUGCAUGGUCUUUUGUACAAGAUGGCUGAAGCUAAAGAAAGGACUGAUGGAGAUGAUGAAGUUAAAGUGGUGGCAUAUAUUUCGUUCGGGGGACUCCAGCUGAUGCUAAAGGGCGAGACCCUGAAGAUGCACAAGUUUAAAGUCGAUCAGAGGCUUUUUCUCCUCUUGAGGAAGAUGUGA
Striga hermonthica is the source of this 447-nucleotide messenger RNA. Lineage: Eukaryota; Viridiplantae; Streptophyta; Magnoliopsida; Lamiales; Orobanchaceae. The record is from the annotation of a GenBank genome assembly.